This is a messenger RNA of Orbicella faveolata, 992 nucleotides long. Its product is annotated as acylamino-acid-releasing enzyme-like. Gene Ontology annotation, biological process: proteolysis. Gene Ontology annotation, molecular function: serine-type endopeptidase activity. The record is from RefSeq and is a predicted model, not a curated record. Lineage: Eukaryota; Metazoa; Cnidaria; Anthozoa; Scleractinia; Merulinidae.
GUUUACCCUGUGAAGUGGACGACUGAGCCCCGCGUGACGGUCAAGGUAACUUUUGGCUUGGUAUAACACAUGGCAGUUGUGCCCAGGAUGUCCCCAUGAUGUCCCCAUGACGUCCCCAUGACGGACCUGUGACUUGAACUGAGUGAUUUACAUAAGACUCGUAAGAAGGUUUUCAGUAAGAGAAGAAGACCGUAUUAUUAUUCUUACAAAGAACCACAUUAUUUUAUUACAGCUGGUCCGGCUUCGAGAAAGGUACAUGGUAAUGGCAACGAAAAGCGGAAAUUCCGAGGAAACAUUUCUGGAGAGAGCUGUAGAAGUUUAUAAAGAAUGUGCCAAAACUGCUUCCAUCACUAAAGCAACAGUAUCAAUCCUAAAUCAAGAUUCCAAAUCCGACAAAGUGGAAUUAAACAUCUUCUCACAAUGGUCUCAAAGGGAUUUGGAAAGAAAUGAAAAUCUUAAUUUUCAGAGAAGCCAUGUUGCAAGUUAUGAGACAUCUUCUAAGUCUUUCCUUAAUAUCAGAGAGCCUUCAUUUCCAUCAGAAGUUCAAAAUAUACAACUGAGUUGUGUUUCACCCAGUGGACAGCUGCAGGCCAUUGUGCGAAAGGUUCCUGGUAACAAGGGAAAAGAAGAUAAGCAAUUCUUAGAGAUUUGGUCUAGAAGUCACCUCGUCAAGAGUAUUGAUAUCCUGGCUUGUGAAAAGCAUGGGAAAAUUUAUGAAGACAUUCAGUUUGGUUGCUUGGCUUGGUCAGCAUCAGAAAAGUCAUUGCUAUACGUGGCAGAAAAGAAGUUGCCAAAAGCUGUUUCAUAUUUUGAAAGACAGAACACAGGUAUGUACACUGACCAAUUGAAAAUGUAUAAUGUACAUUUUCUCAGUGUCAUGGUACGUAUUAAUCAUAUAUAACUUUGUGACAGACUACAUUACAUCUGUAUAUAUUAUAAGGGUCAUUGAUGAAGCAUAAGGUAAAAAAAGCAUGUUUAAAGAACGAGACAGA